GGGAGCCGGGCAGGGCGGCGGGGCCCGACGGGGCGGCGAGCUGUCAAAGAGGCAUCCCGGGCGCCGGGAGCCGGAGCAGCCCUAUGUGUCCCUAAGCUGCGAGACCCCCGCGCCGGCCCCGCUCGCCAUGAACACCGAAGAGCAGUAUUACGCCUCGGCGCAGCUCUACAAGGAGUCGUGUGCGUUUCAGAGAGCCCAGGCGCAGGAUUACAACCCCAGCCCCCCCGCCUGCCUGUACAUGGGCAGGCAGCAACAGACUCCUUACCCCAGCGCCUUAGGGAUUCUCGAGCAAAGCAGCCCGCCAGACAUUUCACCUUACGAGGUGCCCGCCAUCACAGAAGAUGCCGGGGUCUCCCACCUUCAUCACCACCACCACCCUCAUCUUCCUCCUCCCGACCAGGACGCGCUGCCUUUCGCAGACGGGGCGGACACGGGGAUGAUAGAGGAGCCCCGAGUGCAGGUGCCUUUCGCCUGGAUGAAGUCCACCAAAUCGCACGCUUGGAAGGGACAGUGGACUGGGGGAUCUUACGUGGUGGAGCAGGAGGAGAACAAGCGGACGAGGACGGCGUACACCCGCGCACAGCUGCUGGAGCUGGAGAAGGAGUUUCUCUUCAACAAGUAUAUCUCCAGGCCGCGGCGGGUGGAGUUGGCUGUCAUGUUGAACUUGACCGAGAGGCACAUCAAGAUUUGGUUCCAGAACCGGCGGAUGAAGUGGAAGAAGGAAGAGGACAAAAAACGGGGGGCGGGCAACAGCAAUGACCCCGAGCAAGACUGUGUGGUGUCCUCUGGGGAGCUCCAGGGGAAGGAGGAUCUCCAGCCGUGCCCGUCCGCGAACCUGUCCUCGGGGGCCUCCAGGGACCUGCUCGUCCCCAGCCUCGCCCCCAGAAGGCAGCAGGACUCUCGGUGAGCUACGGGGAGCCCCAAGCCCCGGGCCGGAGAAGGGACCAGGUAGAGGCCCGAGAGGGAGGCGCCGGCUCCCCACCGCCGUGCCGUGGCCGACCCUUGCCCGCUUUCCCCCGGGGAGACUCAGUGCCUCCAGUCCGAAAUUCUCGUCCACCAAAAAAUAAAUCCGAGGUGUCUGGCCAUAGCAGAGCGGCUUGCUGCGGGCCGUAGGGCCGAACAAGGCCGCAGCAAGCGGCCGGGAUGGCGGUGAGCCCGGCCCCGUUCCUCCCGGGUACUCCGGGGUGUAGCUUCCCACCGGAGCGCUGAUCUCGGGCGGUCAACGGCGGUGUGUGCAACCUUAAGCUCACAGAGAGAUCUGGAUACCGCCGGAGAAACUAGCCCACGUCGCCUUACCGGUGACGACUGCCCGGUCGGGGCGCGGGUCCCGCCAUGCCCGGCGCUGCACAAGCGCGGCGUCGGAACUAAUCAUCCCAGACCUUCCCGGAGCUGGCACCUUGCCGUCUCCGUCCCUUCCAGAGGCCACAGGACAUCGAGUCUACCGAGGACUGCCGCAUGAUUUUUACUCACUUAUUUGGAAACUGGAACCUGAUAUGUUCCACUUUCUUUCGCCAUUGGGGAAAAAAAAAAAAAAAAAAAAAGGCAAAAAAAAAAAAAAAAGCCUGAGUGUCUUGCGGGCAGGAUUUGUCUCCCCGGUGACCAGCUCCCGGUGACUGGCACAGGUAGCCAUACCCUCCUCUGGGCUCCGCCAAUGGCUCCGCGGCCGUCGGGGCUCCGCCGCGCUCAGAGCUGCACUCGCCUCCCCGAAGCGUUUGCUCAAACCCGAGGAUGCGGCAGAAAAUGCGCGGGCUAUCUCCGGCCAGAGGGACAGCGGCGGAUCGGGCUGCGAGCCGAGAGAGGGACGUGGCUGGGAGGGUAGGGCUCGUCCCAGGGGCAUUUUCCUUCGGGGAAAAGCUCCUGCCUCUUUUCCUUCUCUCUCACAAAGUCGGACUCUGCCUGAGGGACAAGAAACCCCACCGCAGCACAAGCUCCCGGCCAGGCCUGGCUCUCUGCAUGUUUUUUCUCUGCGGACCUGGUUUCGCAUACCGGCAGAGGUUUGGGGCCGACUGCAAAGCCCUGCCGAGGACCGGUUCCUUUUUCAGGUGUUAAUUUCGACCCGGGCCGACGUGCCGGAGAGCCUGGUUCCUCCGGGCUGGAACCGGGCAGCGAGGGCUCCGCCUCCGGCCCUCCCGUCGGAGACGGCCUCCUCUUCCGCCGCUGCCCUUGUACCUCCAGAAAGAUCUUCCCCGUCGUGGCAACGGCGGGAACAGGCAUUUUGUGUAAAAGAAACGAACUGUUCUAGCGAUCGCUUCAAACAGCGUUGAAAAUUUAACUAAGUGGGGAAAAAUCACGCCCAAACUAGAAGCAGAAAACAGGGGCGGGAAGGGAGCAGGAGCUGUGGGUCAGGCGCAUCUGCCUCCUCUCCUCGACGGGGAGGCUCCAGAUGCGCCCUCGAAUAUCCCCCGGGGACCGCCACAGUCCGCCCCAGGCUGCGGGUCCGGGAGUGAUAUGGGAGGAGAAAGAGGAGGAGGAGGUCCUGUCUCACCUUCCCCAGGGGAUUUUCCCAGCCCCACGGCUGAAAGAGAUGGGGAGGAAGCAGCUUUGCCACAGCUCGCUCUUUUUCUCCCCCCCCCGCCCCCAUCUUACAUGAGACUUUUAGCAAUAAGGUGGAGACUUGAGGUGAAGGUGUAAAUCUUUUAUUGCUUUUAUUUCCUUUGGAGACAUUGAUAUGUCUGUGCAAACAGGGACGUUUCUGGUCAUUUUUUCCUGCAAGUUGCCUGAGAAAUCUAUCACACAAGCCUAUCUAUCUUUAUUCAUCAAAACGCAGUCAAUGAGUGAGAACUUUAUGAAUGAUUAUAUGAGCAAAAUUCAAAUAAAGCUGUUCUGCCUAAGAAGCAAAGCACCGUAUUAAUUAAAGCAACAUUUCUCAAACCUUUGGAAGUCAUAAAGCCAUUUUUAAACCUCAGUAUUUCUCAUCACUAUUAGCACCAACCUGUCACUAAUAACAAGCAGUGGAACAAUUUCCAUGUACCUUUUACAAUGUCUAGCAUUAAAAUUGCAAUUCGUGAGCCACUGCAAAAAUAGAUCUAGCUGCAGAAAGGAUGUCUAUCACACAAAAUACCAUGAUUUUUUUGUAAGAUUCUUAUGGCACAUUGCCCUGGGUAAGCAGCAUACACGAUGGCUGAAAUGUUGCCUGUCCUUUCUCUAGUAUAAGGCAUUCCAUUUCGAUUUUCUCCAUGUAGUGCUGUAAAAACAGAGAAGGUGCAGAAUAUAUCAAUUGUUUGACCACUGUGCCAAGGUAUUUUUAUGAGUGGAAGUAGAAUCAGAUCUGCAGGGUUUAGUUUUAUUGAAUAAAGGUGGGGGUUUUUUGUGUUUUUGUUUGUUUGUUUGUUUGUUGUGGGUUUUUUGUUUGUUUGUUUUGUUUAGUUUAGUUUUCUUUAAAGACAUUAUUUAAUAUAUGGGAUUAGCACUUUUUUUUUCUUUUAAUUAAUCCUUCUUACAACUGCGUCAGUGGAAAAAUUAACAUUAAAGGAAUCAAGACAGCUCUGACAUCUUGUAGAGUUAAAGGUUCAUGGUGACCUUCACCUGGCAGAGCAGCCAGCCCUGCAUUGUGCUGGUGAAAGGCAUGGCUGAC
Molecule: messenger RNA, 3574 nt
Organism: Columba livia (rock pigeon)
Lineage: Eukaryota; Metazoa; Chordata; Aves; Columbiformes; Columbidae
Gene: PDX1
Product: pancreatic and duodenal homeobox 1
Exons: 2
Coding region: 128-907 (259 amino acids)
Biological process (GO): regulation of transcription by RNA polymerase II; type B pancreatic cell differentiation
Cellular component (GO): nucleus
Molecular function (GO): DNA-binding transcription factor activity, RNA polymerase II-specific; RNA polymerase II cis-regulatory region sequence-specific DNA binding
Source: RefSeq, a predicted model, not a curated record